CAACAUCUGAAAGUUUUAAACCUGUGAUCGCGGUAGGUGACGCGCGGCGAGACUGGAAGUUCCUCCAACAUGUGGAAGCGAAUAAAUUCCACAUCACGGACCGCUUCAGACUAAGACAGAUUUAGGAUUCGCUGCUGAGGGAGGGCGUUCUCUGUCACAUUCUUCUAUGGGAAGGGAAGAAAUUUAAAGAUGAGAUAGGAGACAUUAAAAGAGACUGCUGUCCCACCUUACAAGGUGUGCAAAGAGUGAAAUGCACGGGGUGUCAAGCGGCUCUCUUUUCCCAGCUCAGAAUACUGUUUUAGUGUUCAAGAGCGCUAAGACGUAAAGGUUUGGGAAAAGACUUAAGAGCUGAAAACACAAAAGGAGAAGGACAGCUAACAUUACCUUGGGAAACAGACCUAUUUCUUCUUUGAAGUGGAUGUCAAGAGUGUCAGCUGCCUGGGAAAGUGAGGACCCCUGCUCACUUGCGGAACAUCGCACUGUGGAGCUACUAAUCGUGUUGGGAUUAUUGCCAGCUUUGGAUUUUAUAAGAACAAAGAUCAUCUUCGUUUGGCUUUUACGGGAUGCAGGAUCUUGUGUGCUGCCCCUGAACUGUCUCACCCUACCCUGUGCCCUUGCCUGUGGGACCCAGUGACCAUGCUGACCGAGUCUCCCAGACCAGAAAGAUUAGAGCCCCGACCUACACUCAAGCCCGCUGUAUGCUCAGCAGCACCCUGUCUCAGCCAGCCAUGGCACAGCUCGAGGCUAACAGCUCACAUGCAAGCAAAGUGUCUGAGAUUCAGCUGAAAUGGGCUGCCUUGCUCAUUGUCAUGGUCAUCAUCCCCACGAUCGGAGGAAACAUCCUGGUCAUUCUCGCUGUGUCGCUGGAGAAAAAGCUGCAGAAUGCUACCAACUACUUUCUAAUGUCACUUGCUGUAGCCGAUCUGCUGGUGGGACUCCUAGUGAUGCCCAUUGCAUUGGUCACUGUUCUCUACAACUCUGGAUGGCCUCUUCCUGAGUUUCUCUGCCCCAUCUGGCUCUUCCUUGAUGUGCUUUUUUCUACUGCAUCCAUCAUGCACCUUUGUGCCAUUUCACUGGAUCGCUACAUUGCCAUCAAGAAGCCGAUUCAACACAGCCAGUACAAAUCCAGAGCCAAAGCGCUGGUCAAGAUCGCGCUGGUGUGGCUCAUAUCCAUUUGUAUUGCAAUUCCAAUUCCUAUUAGGGGCCUUAAGAACUACCACCUUCCCAACAACAUCACCUUCAACAGCAACCACACGUGCCUGCUGAAACCAACCACCUUCUGGGAUUUUAUCAUAUUUGGCUCUUUGUCAGCAUUCUUCAUCCCUUUGACUAUCAUGAUGGUCAUCUAUCUACUCACUGUCCAUGUGUUGCGCAAAAAGGUUUAUUUGCUCAGGUCAAAGGUCACUCAGCGUUUUAGCUCUCCGGCGGUGUCCACAGUUUUUCAAAGGGAACAGUCUAUGGCUUCAACUGAAGCCGAGCAAAUGAAUGUGCUGGACAGCAGACUUCCCCGGAUGCAGGAAAAGCCAAAUGCAGGCACCACGAUCGCUCACACGCCAUACGAACAGUCCUUUCGCAGGAUGUCAACAAUGGGCAAGAAGUCCAUGCAGACUCUGAGCAAUGAGCAGCGUGCCUCCAAGGUACUGGGCAUAGUCUUCCUCCUGUUUGUAGUCAUGUGGUGCCCUUUCUUUAUUACAAAUAUCACCUCAGUGCUAUGCAAAGGGUGUGAUCCCAACGUCAUUGCCCGGCUCAUGGAGAUCUUUGUUUGGGUGGGUUACGUGUCAUCGGGUAUUAACCCGCUGGUCUACACCCUAUUCAACAAAACUUUCAGGCAGGCGUUCACACGUUACAUCACCUGUAAUUACAGGAGCUGUGCCAGUAACCUGUCAGGAGGACAUCUGAGGCCAUCAACUGCAGAGUGGACUCUAACAAGGAUUUCAAUCAAAUCUUCCAUGGCAGAGAACUCUAAGCUAUUCAUGAAACGGGGAAUGAAGAACGGCAUUGGAGCUGUGGCCUACCAAAGUCCGCUGAGGAGUCGGCAACCACCUGUACAGUCAUCUAGUGGUGUUGUGCUAGACACAAUACUUCUGACUGAAAAUGAAGAUGAUAAGCAGGAGGAACAUGUUAGCUGCGUAUAGA
Molecule: messenger RNA, 2136 nt
Organism: Pelmatolapia mariae (spotted tilapia)
Lineage: Eukaryota; Metazoa; Chordata; Actinopteri; Cichliformes; Cichlidae
Gene: htr2b
Product: 5-hydroxytryptamine (serotonin) receptor 2B, G protein-coupled
Exons: 4
Coding region: 699-2135 (478 amino acids)
Biological process (GO): release of sequestered calcium ion into cytosol; regulation of behavior; heart development
Cellular component (GO): plasma membrane; dendrite
Molecular function (GO): neurotransmitter receptor activity; G protein-coupled serotonin receptor activity
Source: RefSeq, a predicted model, not a curated record